Molecule: messenger RNA, 1044 nt
Organism: Xyrichtys novacula (pearly razorfish)
Lineage: Eukaryota; Metazoa; Chordata; Actinopteri; Labriformes; Labridae
Source: the annotation of a GenBank genome assembly
AUGUUCAGUCUUUGUUCAGUCUGUGUUCAGUCUGUUCAGUCUCUGUUCAGUCUUAAUUCAGUCUCUGUUCAGUCUGUUCAGUCUCUGUUCAGUCUGUGUUCAGUCUCUGUUCAGUCUCUGUUCAGUCUGUUCAGUCUUUAUUCAGUCUCUGUUCAGUCUUUGUUCAGUCUUUAUUCAGUCUCUGUUCAGUCUUUGUUCAGUCUUUGUUCAGUCUGUGUUCAGUCUUUGUUCAGUCUGUUCAGUCUCUGUUCAGUCUCUGUUCAGUCUUUGUUCAGUCUGUGUUCAGUCUGUUCAGUCUUUAUUCAGUCUCUGUUCAGUCUGUUCAGUCUCUGUUCAGUCUUUAUUCAGUCUCUGUUCAGUCUUUAUUCAGUCUCUGUUCAGUCUUUAUUCAGUCUUUAUUCAGUCUCUGUUCAGUCUCUGUUCAGUCAGUUCAGUAUCUGUUCAGUCUUUGUUCAGUCUGUGUUCAGUCUGUUCAGUCUCUGUUCAGUCUUUAUUCAGUCUUUGUUCAGUCUGUUCAGUAUCUGUUCAGUCUUUGUUCAGUCUCUGUUCAGUCUGUUCAGUCUCUGUUCAGUCUUUAUUCAGUCUCUGUUCAGUCUGUUCAGUAUCUGUUCAGUCUUUGUUCAGUCUGUGUUCAGUCUGUUCAGUCUUCGUUCAGUCUGUUCAGUCUUUGUUCAGUCUGUGUUCAGUCUGUUCAGUCUUUGUUCAGUCUUUAUUCAGUCUCUGUUCAGUCUUUAUUCAGUCUCUGUUCAGUCUUUGUUCAGUCUUUGUUCAGUCUCUGUUCAGUCUUUGUUCAGUCUCUGUUCAGUCUCUGUUCAGUCUUUAUUCAGUCUCUGUUCAGUCUUUGUUCAGUCUUUGUUCAGUCUGUGUUCAGUCUCUGUUCAGUCUUUGUUCAGUCUCUGUUCAGUCUCUGUUCAGUCUUUGUUCAGUCUCUGUUCAGUCUCUGUUCAGUCUUUGUUCAGUCUCUGUUCAGUCUUUGUUCAGUCUCUGUUCAGUCUGUUCAGUCUUUGUUCAGUCUCUGUUCAGUCUUUGUUUUGUAGUAAUUAG